ACUACUGUUCCAAGCAACUGCCCGCAUGCUGGUCUGAGAUGACCUCGGGGCAGUGGAAAUCCAGUAUCACCUAUGCUUCGUGAUCUCUGCCUCGGAGAAGGGAGUCCCCAGCUUUUUGUCUUGCACUUUUCCUCGACUUUCCUACAUUAAGCUUGGUCAUGGCCAACUCAGACUCGCGCUGCCCCAGCUCGUCAAGUUCCGCCGAGAAGCCUCGACCUGCUGGCUCCAGCCGCACUUCGUCUUUCGAGCAGUUCCAGCCCAAUAACUUGUUCCAAAAGAAUAAUUCCAUUCCCCAAUCUGACCCGGCGCAAGCGACCCUCUCGGUCGGGCCUCCAAAUUCGGAAGACCUCUCUGCAGGUACAAGGAAAUGCCAUAGCCUUAUUACACAGCAUGCCCCUUCAUUAAAUCUAAUUCACAAUCUCCCGACUCCUGGAAUGCAUCGACGGUCUUCCUUAAGAGAGCCUUCGGGCGGUCUUGCAACAUCCAAGCGGUCCUCAAGCUGUUCAUCAACCAUGCGGAAUUCCACACGCGCCCCCACUGUAAAGCGAUGGGCAGGCCUUAGUCGAACAACUCGUGAAUGGGAUGGUCUGAGAAGAGAUCCUGAUUUGUGGUUCGAAGAUGGCGAUUGUUACGUUCAUCUAUAUGCUCGGGGGCAGUCUCGUCGAGGUCCAUCCUUCCGCAUCCCAUUUCGCGCCCUGCGUCAUUUGAAGUGUGGGGCGAUGUUCAGUCUUUGUUUCGCACAGAUCAUGCCUUCUGGACCCAGUUCACACGCCGCAAAACGUAUUUCCAGCGGGUUCAAUACCCCAGUGUCAUCGAAUAGUACUAUCGAAUUGUUCGUGCCAGCGCCAGACGGCGCAAGUCGAGAGGCGGCGUUCCAAUGGCACCUAACGACGCGCAACUUCUUUGCCUUUGUACUGGGCAGGCCUCUAGUCGGAGCUCACCUAGGUCAGUCCUUCGUCGAUCUGCAAGAACGAAUGCAGCUUUUCCGGUCAGGACAAAUAGAUAAUCGCCAAGAUUUCCUUGCGUACGCCGAAGCGCAGGGCUAUUGUGACUUUGUCGAUUGUGCAGACUACGCACUGGGCAUGCUCUAUUAUGCCGAACACUACAAGAUCCGAGAUCUCUGGAUCGAUGCUUUCACUCAUUGUGUCGGCAUGAAUGAGAGUCUAGCUUUGAGUCAAGAACUAGAUCGCAUUUCUAAGUUGACCAAAGCACUGAUUACGAGAGCGUACCUAGAAAUGGACAUUCAUCUUGGACGAGUGACGGCGGCUUUGAGAACCUUCCUGGAAGAUGACUUCUCGCCUGCAAAUCUCGGAUUAGCAAAUGGUGCUAGAGCACAUCUAGACAGAUUUCGGUCGUUUCUCCACAGCUUUUAUGUUGAGAAAUAUGGGUAUUGGCCGCCGCCGAGAGGCUCUCCUUUUUCCAAAGUCUUGUACAAGUCUUUGUACCUUGACUUCAAGAAUUUACACGACUAUCUGGUGGAUCUCGGCUCGACAACAGACCUUCUGUCCCAAAAACCCGCAAGCGGUGGAAUCUGUGUACUACAGAACGUUAUGCUAUUCGAUAAACGACAUAGCUUCGCGCCCUUGCCGCAUCCACUUCCUCUGCUUCCUCAACACGAUGAUUGGGAUAGGAAGACUCCGUCCCAGAAGGCCUUGAUGACACUCGCUCUUGCCUCCAAGCAGUCCAAGACGGAUCGUUAUCUGACAGCACAUGCUACACUCGCGGCAGCGACCAAUGUCACAGAACCGAUCGCUACCUCGGCCAUUGUGCAAGCGUACAUGCGUUUCGAACGACAAUGCGUCGCUAAGCACCAACGCGAAGAGAAGGUGACAAUAGCAGAUGCUCGGAAAGUACGCUGGCUGCUCAUCUAUGGCACUUUGCAAUACUUGAUCUCCGCAGUGCAGGCCCCCAAAGAAGUACGCGAUCCCGAGAGCCCAGAAUAUCCACUCUGCUGUCUUGUAACGGAAUCUUCGCCCUGGCAAUCUGCAUCUAGAGCCGUUGACUCUUGCGGUGGUAGUACCAGUCAGAACGCAAAAGACAAGAUGGGUGGAAACCCGGACAGCUGUCUCACAGAUCAGCCUGCAUCAUGGGAAAUAUCUGGAGCGAUGACUAUCAAGCCCGAUUGUCAGAGUGAUGACUAUUUCACACACACAAACCCCAAUGCGACAGCUACUUCUAGCCGCCCAGUGUCUGUAGAGGUUCCAGCCCCUCUCAGGGUCUCAUCUGGCGUUGCACGUAACACAUCGGCACGCUCAUUGCGUAACCUUUCGCUACCCGGAAGAGGCUCAAGGAGGAACAGUCUUGCGAGUACGAAUUCCCAACCUUAUUGUGAGAUCAUUGUACAUGGAUUCGGCAAUGGUCUCAACCCCGCCAUUGUCGAUCCUCCAUCUCGACCCAUGUCGCGUGGCCAAUCAUUGGAUCGGUCGCAACGAGCAUCAAGAUCGGCCGGCCCUGAAGAGUCUGGUUUGGGCACUUCAUGGCUGCGAUCAGGAACAUCAGAGACUCGCGGCCGUUCGAAAAGACCAAUCGCUUUGGAUCUCAAUUGCUCCGCUGUCCCGGUGCAGACGCGUACCCCCGUGCUGGAAUCAUUCCAGGUAGAUCAGCUAGUCAACCCCUUUGUCUCUGCUGAACUGAACGAGCCCCGUGACUCUUCAGAGAGCGCGACCUCGCGAGAUAGUCCCUUCUGGAGCGAUGGCGCGAGUUCGGCAUCGUCAAAGUCGAGCGCUACCGGAGAAUGUGUGCCUUUAGAACGACGAUGCAGUAGUGCAGAAGUAAGUGGGUUGCUGGGAGGUCUCGUUUCGGUCGAUGCGUCACCAGUGACGACUCCAGAUGAAACCCCUUCAAAAACCCGCACACCAGCACCACGACCCCACAAUGAUGGGUUUCGCUUCAGCUUCCACAGCAAUGAACAGAAAGAUAGAGAUUCUGAAUCCCCAGUCGGCUCUACUUCGCUGGUCCAUGGUUCCUCCAUUGGCAUUGCCCUGGCUGGUCCAAAAGCCCGUAUAAAUCCCCCCAAGCCUCCAGUUCCGAACCAGCUUUUAGGCGUUGAAAUAAAGUAUGGUCGCAGACCUAAGGCUAUGUCGAAGGCCACUUCUUCUGACCAGGUCACGACUCCUACGCCGCUUCAAAUGCAGCCUCCCACUCCACCCACUCGAACAUCAUCUCUCCUUUCCAGCAAAACUGAGAAUCUUCGAGACAUAUUUACCACGAAAUCGCGGCCAUCUCGACAACAUACAGAGAGGUCUCAGGGACAGUCGACCAAGUUAGACAUCGACCGCGAUCGCGCCGCUCUUCAUGCGAUACCACCACCGAUCAAGAAAGCACCACAGAUUGACAUGGUCGAAGUAGUCGGCAGAUUAGAGAAAGCCAGGAAGAAGGAGAAGCGAAAAAGUUUCUGGCGCCAUUAGAGCCACCAUACCCUCAUUACUUCUGAACUGGAUUCGAAAGAAGCCAAUCUCGGGCAUACGGCAAUGUUCGACUUUCCCUCGCCCCGUUCAAAGCACAAAACGCCCUUUUGAACAAACAUAAAUUCCUUUGGUUUUUGCGGUGACCUGUAUAAGUUAUCUCCUAUGUUUAUAC
Messenger RNA from Aaosphaeria arxii CBS 175.79, 3579 nucleotides. RefSeq lists its product as uncharacterized. Bases 159 to 3407 code for a protein of 1082 amino acids. NCBI's taxonomy places the organism in Eukaryota, Fungi, Ascomycota, Dothideomycetes, Pleosporales. The transcript is spliced from 3 exons. The record is from RefSeq and is a predicted model, not a curated record.